UAUGAUGGCAACCGCAGGUUGACAACAAGUCAAUGCUGGAUUGUAAACUAUUAAAAGUUAGGGCUAAAACCGCGGUGCGGUAAAUAAGGUGAAUUUAAGAGGUUGAGCUCGUGCACACUUGAAACACACACAAGCGCGCGUUUUGGGGAAGGGUAAGUUAACGUAGCUUCAGUGAGUCCAAGUGACACCCGAGUGUGAGUGAGACCAUCGUGUGUGCGUCCUGCUCUAACUUGACUUCUCACGUCAACCCACGCUCUUGCUUCUUCCCUGGGACAACUGUGAACAAGAAACAGUCGCCGAAAUGAAAUAUACGCAGGAGAGCCAACCGACUUGCACACGUUAGCAGAUGCUUAGUGUGCUAGCUGCUAGUUAGCCCAAAGUGCUGUUGCGAGCUAAUGUCAACAGUCAGCUUCCAAAGAGACAGCUGCACUCCACAAUGUUUGCUUGAUUUUUGAAUUUCGCUGAGCAGUGGCACUAUGCCCGCAGCUACUGUGGAUCACAGCCAAAGAAUAUGUGAGGUAUGGGCCAACAACCUGGAGGAGGAGCUGAAGAGAAUUAGACAUGUCAUUCGAAAAUACAACUAUAUCGCCAUGGACACAGAGUUUCCAGGCGUAGUCGCCAGACCGAUAGGAGAAUUCCGAAGCAAUGCUGAUUAUCAGUACCAGUUAAUGCGCUGCAAUGUGGAUUUGCUCAAGAUAAUCCAGCUGGGCCUCACCUUCAUGAAUGAGCAAGGGGAAUAUCCUCCAGGAACAUCGACAUGGCAGUUCAAUUUUAAGUUUAACCUGACGGAGGAUAUGUACGCACAGGACUCUAUUGAGCUCCUGACAACUGCAGGGAUUCAGUUCAAGAAGCUCGAGGAUGAAGGCAUCGAGGCAUUGUACUUUGCGGAGCUCUUGAUGACUUCAGGAGUAGUACUGUGUGAUGGGAUCAAGUGGCUGUCAUUUCACAGCGGCUACGAUUUUGGAUACCUAAUCAAGGUUCUCUCCAAUGCCAAGCUGCCUGAGGAAGAGAUUGAUUUUUUUGAGCUUGUUCGCUUGUACUUUCCAGUCAUUUAUGAUGUCAAGUACCUCAUGAAGAGCUGCAAAAUUCUCAAGGGUGGAUUGCAGGAAGUAGCUGAGCAGCUGGAACUCGAGAGGAUCGGACCACAGCAUCAAGCAGGCUCUGACUCUUUACUUACAGGCAUGGCUUUCUUCAAGAUGAGAGAGAUGUUCUUUGAGGAUCACAUUGACGACGCAAAGUACUGCGGCCACUUAUAUGGGCUUGGCUCAGGAUCAGCCUACGUCCAGAAUGGAACAGGGAACGCUUACGAAGAAGAAGCUAACAAGCAGCAAUCUUGACAUCAAUCCUCGCACCAUACUGCACUUGGCGAUGCGGCCAGAGGCCGAGCUUGGACAACCGGAGGAUUAGAACGAUAAUCACGGAGGAAUCGCUUCAUUCAGCCAGCCUGUUUGUCAUUGGUUCUGCUUGUGUCAGACAACUGAAAUGAUUGCUAACAGUGAGACGUACUACACUUUGCCUCACACGUGACACAGCUGCGCUGGUGUGAGCUUAAUCAAGUACUCCUGCAAAACAUCUGGUUGGUUCAGUACCAUUUAACAUGCUUGAAAAAAAAAGAUGGGAUUUUAGUUUGACUAAAAUAAUCUGUAGAAUUGUUUUGCACUUUAAAGCUCUAACUUGAUUUUAUAUGGAAAGUAUGUGCCCUGACGUCUCUCUGCUCUCGGUUGCUUUCUCCACGUUCACAUUUUACGCGGAGGAACACGCAGCGCUGACUUAAUGUUCUAACAUUUUGCCACACUCAGCCUUAAGAUUAGCUGCAUUCUUUUAAACGUUUAAGUUAUUGUGCCAGUUAUGGAAAAAGAUACACACUCCUACGCUAACAUACCACACUUUACCUUAUUGCCUCAAAAUGAGAAAAGGAGCUCCUCGUUGGGUGUGCUCGUAGGCACACAGAUGGGAAGUCCUGUCAUUUCUUUGCUUGUUUUGUUAUUUCCACCUCAACACUCCCAUGUGAGAAGUCUGUAUUCCAGGAUAAUACAGUUUUUGCAUGUGUGCAUCCGAGAAAUGUUGAAGCCGAGAUUGGAUUUGGUGUGCACAUAAAUGCUCUCUUUUUACGCUCGCUCGUGAUUGCAGUCAUGCUGUUUGCCCACACGGUGUCGCACUGAUCUCCCAAGUCAAAACGUAGUUCAAACAAACUCACCUGAUGUAGCACAUGUAGAGGUCAUCAUGCUGGAGUACUCUGUUGUGGGUACAUUUUCUUUUGGUUUAUUUUAAUGGAAGUUAUUUUGGUAGAGUUUUAGUGUUGUAAUAAAAUAAUUUUCAAAAAACAAACACUUUUACUCCUUUGGAAAACAUCUAACAUGCAUCCUUUGAGGUUUGUUUUGGUGGAGCUCAUGUGUAGCGUUAGCCUUUUGAUGAGAUUGUUUGUUUUAUGUUUGUGCUGCUUUCCUGCUCUAACAUGCUGCAUAGGGGAAGCGCAUGUUCCAAAAGUUUUCAACAAAAGCUUGUGUUGUUGAACCGUAAGCUAAACAUUUGUAUGUGUGUUUUCUGGCAUAUACAGUGCAUAUAAAAAGUCAGCACCAUCUGUUGAAAUGUCAGAUUUUUGAGAUUUAAAUAGAAUGAGACCACGGUCAGUCAUGUCAACGCCUUUUCCACCAUUAAUGUGACCUAUAUAUAUAUCCUGGGCAACUCAAUGGUGAAUAAAAGGUCGGUAAAAAGAAAGUCUGAUAUUAAAUGUGGUGGCACAAGUGUGAGCGACCAUUUAGAACUGGCCAUUUGUGUUUUAGCUCAUAUCGCAGUUAUUUAUUUUUACUAUCUCCAAAUAUUUUCUUGUUCAAUGAAGUUGAACUGCUUACAGCUGUCUUGGUCUCAUUU
Hippocampus comes (tiger tail seahorse) is the source of this 2871-nucleotide messenger RNA. RefSeq names its product CCR4-NOT transcription complex, subunit 7 (gene cnot7). Bases 477 to 1337 code for a protein of 286 amino acids. Lineage: Eukaryota; Metazoa; Chordata; Actinopteri; Syngnathiformes; Syngnathidae. The record is from RefSeq and is a predicted model, not a curated record. Gene Ontology annotation, molecular function: nucleic acid binding; poly(A)-specific ribonuclease activity. Gene Ontology annotation, cellular component: CCR4-NOT complex. The transcript has 7 exons.